AUGGACCUGUUCUCCGCUGCCUGCGAGAACUUCGGUGUGGUCAUUAACAAGCAGAAGACGGUGGUGAUUAGACAACCGCCACCCAACUUAGCCGCAGCAUCCCAACGCGCCGCCGCAACUCAGCGUGAACGGAACCCAACUGCAAGUGGUGGAGAACUUCCCGUACCUGGGCAGUACUCUCUCCCGCAACACCAAGAUCGAUGACGAAGUCGCCAACAGGAUCUCGAAAGCCAGUCAAGCCUUCGGUCGCCUCCAAAGCACAGUUUGGAAUCGCCACGGUCUUCAGCUGAGCACGAAGCUGAAGAUGUACAAGGCCGUCGUCCUGCCGACGCUACUGUACGGAGCAGAGACCAGGACGGUGUACACGAGGCUGGCACGCCGACUAAACCACUUCCACCUCAGUUGUCUUCGUCGCAUCCUGAGGCUGAAAUGGCAGGAUCGCAUCCCCGAUACUGAUGUGCUGGAACGAACGGGAAUCCUGAGCAUAUACUCCAUAUUGAGACAAAUGCAGCUGCGCUGGAGCGGCCAACUGGUGCGCAUGGACGACGAGCGACUACCCAAACGACUCUUCUACGCAGACGUCGCGACGGGUUCUCGUCGUCAAGGAGGCCAAAUUCGCCAGUACAAGGAUACCUUGAAAUCCUCCCUGAAGCAACUGCAAAUCAACCCGACCAUCUGGGAAGAGCUCGCCCGCGAUCGUCCGACAUGGAGGAGAACAGUGAAGACGGGCGCUGCUAUCCACGAAGCCAACCGCAUCGCCGCCACCAAAGCGAAACGUGAAGCCCGCAAAUCACAACUUCGCCCAGUACGCAACGCCGCCGCACAACCGCUUCCCACGGGUCCUCGAUGUCAACGGGCAUUCCGGACUCGAAUCGGCCUUGUUGGACAUCUUCGAAUCAACUGCGCCUCUCGAACUACACCAAUCGUCGUCCCCCCGCCCGCCUCUUCCUCGUCCUCUCUGCCGCCAAAUAACUGACAAUUCUUCUGUACCACCAGUUCCAUCCUCCUCCUCCUCCUCCUCCUCCUCCUCCUCCUCCUUCACUGCCCCAUCGACGGCCGCUCAGGCGUCUGUCGUUCAAGGAGACACCGCACACAUUCCUGACACAACACCAGACAUCACCCCUGCAGCCUCCGACUUCAGACGUGAGGACCAGGACUACACCUGCCCUCACUGCGAUCGCACCUUCACCUCACGCAUCGGCCUGGUCGGUCACUUGCGAAUCCAUCGCCCAGAGACUGGCGAACCAGUGCCUGGGGCACCAAACUACACCCACCAAGCUCGACUCAACUGCCCACACUGA
This is a messenger RNA of Spirometra erinaceieuropaei, 1301 nucleotides long. The record is from the annotation of a GenBank genome assembly. NCBI's taxonomy places the organism in Eukaryota, Metazoa, Platyhelminthes, Cestoda, Diphyllobothriidea, Diphyllobothriidae.